AUGCCACCUGCAGGGUUCAAGAACAGUGAUCUGUACUGUGUGGCGCCCAUCAUCAACAAGAAUGCCAGCAAAGCAGCAAGCCCAGCUUGUCCACAGAAGGCGGUCCACAGCAAACACUUGCAGCAGAGAUCGUUUGGGAGCACUUGCUUCGCGGAAGCCGCCCCAGUCAGCUACGAUUACUGGGCAGUUGGCCUGAACUGCUGUGACCAAAGCGGCUUCCGCUGCGGCGAGUACGACAAGCCGUCCGCGCGAAGUGGGGUGCGGCUUCUGAACGAGGAGCAGCGGCAGUUCUACGUCUUAGCUGUGAAGGAGGCUGAGGCCACCUUCGGCCUCAAAGCCACCACGCCGCUCUUCUUCUUCUGGGUGGAGGACGCGAAAGCCCUCCAAAGUUCCUGGAAGGACAAAGCCAUAGAGUACUGGCUGCUGGCCUGCCUCACCUUCGCUGCCUUCAUGUUUGCCGCCACUGUGGCCGGCGUCGUGUACUUUGAGUCCGUCUUCGUGAACUUUUGGUGA
Molecule: messenger RNA, 513 nt
Organism: Symbiodinium natans
Lineage: Eukaryota; Dinophyceae; Suessiales; Symbiodiniaceae
Source: the annotation of a GenBank genome assembly